This is a messenger RNA of Prorocentrum cordatum, 717 nucleotides long. Lineage: Eukaryota; Dinophyceae; Prorocentrales; Prorocentraceae. The record is from the annotation of a GenBank genome assembly.
AUGGGGCGAGGUGAAGGAUUAUCUGCAGGGCAACCCGGACGUGGCCAAGAAGCUGCAGACCUUCUCGAGGAGCCCCGAGGCGAUGCGCGGCUGGCUGCAGACGCAGGCCAUGUCGGACUACUACCAGAGGAAGCUGGAGAGCGGGGACGCCCAGGCGCAGGCCCGCAUGAGAGCGCUGGAGCAGGACCCCGAACUUGCCCCCAUCAUCGAGGACAUCAAAAGAGCGGGAUGGAGGCAGUUAUGAAGCACUACCAGGACGAGGAGCUGAUGCUCAAGUUCAGCAAGGCCAUGGGCGGAGUGCCCGAGGAGCUCCAGCCGGCGCUGAAGAAGAUCGACGACGCGCCUCUAUCACUGCAUGAGGCAGCCAAGAUGGGCGACCUCAAGGCAGUCCAGGAAUACAUGGAGAAGAAGAGGCCGCUGGACGCCCAGGACCCGAAGGGCAUCACCGCGCUGGGCUACGCCGUCGGCGCCAACCGCAUCGCCGUCGUCAAGCUGCUGCUGGACAGCAGGGCCAACCCGUUCGCCGUCGACUCCAACGGCAACUCGGCUCUGCACUAUGCGGCCGGCUACGGGCGCAGGGAGUUGGUCGAGUACCUGCUCAAGACCGGCGGCAGCGUGGCGCAGGCCAACGCUCAGGGCCGGAAGCCGCUCGACGUCGCCACGCAGAACAGGCACGAGGCCGUGAUCCAGGUGCUCAGGGCCCACGGAGCGCAGUGA